UCCCUAUUUUUUCCAUCUCAUCAAGCACCAACUUUUUGGGCCUACAUUUUUUCUUUCUUUUCCUUUUCCUCACCCUUGAAGUUCCUGCAACUUUCAUUGUUCUUAAGAGUUUCCACCCAUCCUCAAAUUCCUUCCCUCGCUCUCUCUCUCCCUCUAUACAGAACAUACACUCAAAAUUAUCCUAAUGGCAACAGAACCAAAGACAGACGCCAAAACAGAAGCUAAACAAGAGGCCAAAACAGAGGCUAAAGAAGUGGUAGUAGAAGGAAACACAGAACCAUCUCUCAAGUACAAGACGUGGGUGUUGAAAGUCUCGGUUCAUUGUGAAGGGUGCAAGAGGAAAGUCAAGAAGAUCCUGGAUAGCAUAGAUGGUGUGUUCACCACAGAUGUUGAUCUAAGACUACAGAAGGCCACAGUAGUAGGGGAUGUUGAUGCAGAUACUUUAAUCAAGAGACUGAUAAAAAAGACCGGGAAACAUGCAGAGCUGUGGCCUGAAAAAGCUGAUAAUAAUCAGAAAGCAGCAAUGAAGAAAGGCAAAGCAAAAAACAAAGACAAGGAAAAAGAGAAAGAGAAAGAAAGAGACAGCAAUGAAGAAGGUGGUGAUGGAGAAAAUAAGAAAGAAGUUAAAGUCAAGGCCGAAGUAGUAAAAAUGCAAGACCCUUCUCCUAAAAACAGUGAAAAUGGCGGCCCUAGUAAAAAUAGUGAAGGUGGCGGUCAUGUGGUUAUUGGCAACGCAAGUGAAGGUGGUGCUGUUCAAGUCAAGGAAGUAAAGGUUAAUGAGGUUAAUGCUAAGCAACCUGCCACCUCACCGUCCGGUGUCCGGUCACCGGUGGCUGACAAGAAAGUUGGUGGUGAAAGUGAGGUUGUAGCUGAGAAAAUUGGUGGUGGGGGCAGUGUAGAUGGUAGCAGUGGUGCUAAAAAGAAGAAGAAGAAGGCACAUAAAGAGAAUAACAGCAAUAAUAACAAUGGUGAUGAGGGUGAACAUUCUGGUCACGCACCAGCAGGUACUGGAUCACCAGGUCAAGGGCAUGUUCAAGUCCAGAUCCCACCCCCAGCAAAUCACAUCCCUCCACGUCACGAUCAUGUGUAUGACUACCCAGCAACUUACUAUGCACCCCCAGUGUAUGCUGUGAGUAGCAAUGUUGCAUACCCUAGUACAAGUUAUGGUGCCUCAUACCAUGCCCCACAGUAUUCCUAUGCGUAUAUGCAUCCCGGCACCCAUCCGGGUACAAUUAGUGUACCUCCGCCACCUGAUUUCCAUCCGUACUACUCAUCACAGACGUCUGAUUCAUUUGAACCUCCGCCACCCGAUUUCCAUCCGUACUACUCAUCACAGACGUCUGAUUCGUUUGAGUUUCUUAGCGACGAAAACCCUAACGCGUGCUCAAUCAUGUGAUAAUGGCUUGACAAGAAGUGGCAAUUAGCACAUUGAAGUAUCGAAGCCUUAUACUACUUGUAUAAGUCUACGGGGGGAAAGGGUUAUUUUUGUAAUGUAUGUAGAUAUAUGAAAGGUAAAGUUCUUGUAGCUUUAAAAUUAGGGGAUAAUAAGAGGGGGAUUAGGGUUUGGCGUUUUUCUCUUUGGUGACGGGUGUUGCUGUUUUUAGCUUUAUUUUGUACUUUUUACUGUUUCUAAGUUUUUUUUUUUUUUUUAUCAUUUAUAUAUAUAGCAGCCUUGAUGUUAUUGCA
Populus trichocarpa (black cottonwood) is the source of this 1686-nucleotide messenger RNA. Its product is annotated as heavy metal-associated isoprenylated plant protein 36. Bases 185 to 1396 code for a protein of 403 amino acids. NCBI's taxonomy places the organism in Eukaryota, Viridiplantae, Streptophyta, Magnoliopsida, Malpighiales, Salicaceae. The record is from RefSeq and is a predicted model, not a curated record. Gene Ontology annotation, molecular function: metal ion binding. The transcript has 3 exons.